AUGAGUGAUACCGAAAAUCUCGAUAAACCUCUUUUGGAAAGAUCGACGCGAAGGAAAGACAGAAAAGGACUUUACCAAAAACCCAGAGUGAGGUGUUUAUGGGGCAGCGGAUUCAUACUGUUUUGGAUCCUUCUUUUCCUAGCCGUGGUGGUGCCCCUAUUCCAUCGCGUUCCAAGUCCCAAGACUCUCGAGGAUGCAUCCAAGGGUGUCUUCAUUGCCGAACGGGCAAUGGACAAUCUAUACAAUCUGGCCAAAAUCGGGCCCAAAGUAGUUGGUAGCGACAACAACGAGAACAAGACUGUCAAUUUUCUGCUUGGCGAAAUAGCUCUGAUUCAGGAAAAGGUCCUUGAUGAAUAUUUCGACAUUGAAGUCGAUUUACAGCAGGUCUCAGGCUCCUACAUUCACUGGACCAUGGUCAAUCAGUACCAGGGAGUGCAGAACAUAGUCAUAAGACUCAGUCCGAAGAACUGCACCAGCAAGACUUACCUCCUGGUCAACAGCCACUUUGAUUCCAAGCCGACGAGUCCCUCUGCCGGCGAUGCAGGCCAAAUGGUGGUCAUAAUCCUGGAGGUAUUGCGAAUAAUGUCCACCACCAGGCAAACAUUUACGCAUCCCAUCAUCUUUCUGCUGAAUGGAGCCGAGGAGAACCCACUUCAGGCUUCGCAUGGAUUCAUCACCCAACACAAGUGGGCUCCAUUCUGCAAAGUUUUCCUGAAUCUGGAGGGAGGUGCUGGAGGUGGUCGUGAGUUGCUCUUCCAGACAGGACCCAACCAUCCCUGGCUGGUAGAAUACUACAAGAUGCAUGCAAAGCACCCCUUUGCUACCACAGUGGGUGAAGAGAUCUUUCAGACGGGUUCCAUGCCCUCCGAUACGGACUUUGGCAUUCUGAUUAAAUAUGGAAAUCUGAUUGGUCUGGACAUGGCACAGAGCAUCAAUGGUUAUACGUAUCACACAAAGUACGAUACCUACAAGAUUAUUCCCUCCGAUUCUGUUCAAAGUAUGGGUGAAAAUGUGCUUAGUUUGGUUCAAGCAUUAUCCAAUGCCACCGAACUGCACAACACUGAGGCCUUAGCCAAGGGACCUUCGGUAUUCUUCGAUGUUAUGGGACUUUUCUUCGUUAGCUACUCAAACAGCAGCGGCAUAAUUCUUAAUUAUUCAGUUGGCAUAGUUACCAUUAUCCUGAUUAUUACAUCCCUGUGUCGCAUGGCUGGUGUAUCCCGAUCGACAGUCCAUAAUAUUUUAGGCAGAUUCCUUCUGAUUCUAGUAACUCAAAGCGUGGCCUUUGUGCUUGGCGUGACACUGCCCAUAUUAAUGGCGAAUUACUUUGAUAAAUUCGGCCUGAGCCUUACCUACUUCACCACCCGGGAGCUGUUGUUCGGCCUAUAUGUGUGCUCUAGCUUGCUUGGUUUGCUCCUGCCCUCCUAUGUGUUUCUGAAACUGCCUCGGAAUCGAAAGAUAUCCUUUGGUCAACAACUUCAAAUGAUUCUUCAUGCUCACGCCAUAGUCUUGGCUAUCCUGGUAAUCGGACUGACUCUAUAUGGUCUGCGAAGCACCUACGUGGUGACCUGGACUCUUAUUUUUCACGUUCUUGCUCUGGCCGUUAACCUAAUGACCUCUUUCCAUGAUCGUGAUAUAUCCUGGACUGGGGCGGUGAUAAGCUUCCAGGUCAUCUCGUUUUUGUACAACAAUUACCUGCUGUACACUCUUGUGAGGGCAUUGAUUGCUAUGAUGGGACGCUUUGGCAGAUCCACCAACCCGGACUUGAUCAUGGCUGCCAUGAAUGCCUUGGGAACUGUUCUGGCCACGGGAUUCUUGGUUCCCCUUGUGAAUAUAUUCCGACGACCUGGUGUCAUGGUAAUCACCCUUUCGGCAGUCAUUGGUCUUAGCAUUUGGACAGCCACCUGUACCCACCUUGGAUUCCCCUAUCGUCCGCAGACCAAUGUUGAGCGAGUGCCUUACCUGCAUGUUCGUCGAACCUUCUAUGAGUACGAUGGCACAGUGAGCAAGGACGACUCCGGCUAUUUGUUCAACUUCCAGGACCGUCGUGGACCUGCUCCCUUGGAGGGCACCAGCGUGAACCUCACUGGAUUGGUGGGCAUUGCUGCUCAGUGUGAGGAGCACAUGAUGUGCGAAGUACCCCUCUAUGAUCAUCGAUGGGUGAAGAAUCGAAUGAAUGCCAUGUGGCUGCCUCGUAAGGAACUUAUCGAUCCUCCACUUGUGCCCAAGGUGCAGCUUAUUAGCAAAAUCGUUUUGGCGGACAAGAUAACCGUGAGGUUCAAGUUCACUAUUAAUGUGACGGAUCACACGAGUCUGUUCAUCCAACCCUUCGAGUAUGUGAAUAUUACCAAUUGGUCCUUCCCGCUCGCCUAUAUUGGACAACAAACUACAUACCAUGUGUAUUUCUCGCACGGCAAGGACAGUACACCAUUAUCCUUUUUCAUCGAACUCUCGAAAACGAAUGGAGACUUCAACGUACCCCUGUUCCAGUUGGGUGUCUGUGGACACUUUAUUGGCGACAAGGGCGAUGAGCUGAGUCAGGAGUUCGCCAAGUCCUUUCCGGACUAUGCCGUACUGAUCGAGUGGCCAACUUCAUAUCAACGAUUCAUUUUCUAA
This is a messenger RNA of Drosophila serrata, 2613 nucleotides long. RefSeq names its product endoplasmic reticulum metallopeptidase 1-like. Gene Ontology annotation, biological process: proteolysis. NCBI's taxonomy places the organism in Eukaryota, Metazoa, Arthropoda, Insecta, Diptera, Drosophilidae. Gene Ontology annotation, molecular function: metalloexopeptidase activity. The record is from RefSeq and is a predicted model, not a curated record.